UAUAUACCGCACCCCAGAAAUGAGAAUGUGGGUGAGAGGGUCCAGACAAGGGGGGUGAGAUGAGCCACAGGAACCACUGAGGACGCCGGGAGCAGUGACAGAGUUGCAGAGCAGGGAGGCGGGACAAGGCCCAGCGGGCGGCUAAACCCAAAGCAUCCUUCUAGAUUCAGGCGAGCCGGAGGAGUUGUCCACCAUUUCCCCCUUAUUUGAUGCCGUGGAAGGACCUGCGUGGGGAGGUGAAAUGGCCCUUCAGAACCACAUGGGGGUGGGGGUCUUCCGAGGUAGGAAGCAGAAAGGGAACUGGCCCGCGGGAGCCAAGGAGACGAGAAACCAGACGUUCGGCCGGGGUGAAAACGAGCCGUGAGUGGGAGGCCCGGGGCUGCGGGAGGGGCGGCCCUUCUCUGCUGGGCAGCCUGGACCAGGAAGAGAUCUGCCAGCUGGGAGACAGAGGAAGUCACCUCUGAGGGAAACUGCUGAGCCAGAGCCAGAAGAGCGGCUCUGAGAGGCAGCAGCUGGGUCCCCGGGGAGAUGCUGCUUCCGUGGCCCCUGUGGCUUGUGGUCCUCUGCCCGGGGGGCGGCGGCGAGGCAGCCUUUCAAGGGCCCACCUCUUACCACGUCAUCCAGAUCUCGUCCUUUGCCAACAGCAGCUGGGCGCAGAACCAAGGCUCAGGAUGGCUGGGUGACUUACAGCUCCAAAGCUGGGACAGCGACGCGGGCAGGGCGGUUUUCCUGAAGCCCUGGUCCAAAGGCAACUUCAGUGAGGAGGAGGUGACCGGGCUGGAGGAGGUGUUCCAGGUCUACCUCAACGGGUUCCUCCUGGAAGUACAGGACCAUGCCCAUGAGUUCCAGAUGGAAUAUCCCUUUGAGAUCCAGGGGAUAGCAGGCUGUAGUCUGCAUUCCGGUGGGGGCACGGUGAGCUUCCUGCGGGGAGCGUUAGGAGGAGUGGACUUUCUGAGCCUCAAGAAUCACUCCUGUGUGCCCGCCCCGGAGGGUGGAAGCCGGGCACAGCGCAUCUGCGCGCUCAUCCAUCAGUACGCGGGCAUCCGGGACAUCGCGGGGAAGCUCCUCUUUGAAACCUGCCCUCAGUAUCUCCUGGGUGUCCUCGAUGUGGGGAAGGCAGAACUGCAGAGACAAGUGAAGCCCGAGGCCUGGCUGUCCAGUGGCCCCAGUCCCGGUCCUGGCCGUCUGCUUCUUGUGUGCCAUGUGUCUGGCUUCUACCCAAAGCCAGUGUGGGUGACGUGGAUGCGGGGUGAGCAGGAGCAGCCGGGCACCCGGCGCGGCGACGUCCUGCCCCACGCUGACGAGACGUGGUAUCUUCGGGUGACCCUGGAUGUGGUGGCCGGGGAGGAGGCCGGCCUGUCUUGCCGAGUGAGACACAGCAGUCUAGGAGGCCGGGACAUGGUCCUCCACUGGGGAAACCCCGUCUCCAUCGGCUUGAUAUCUUUGGCGAUCAUAGUGCCCUUGUUCAUCCUUUUGACAGUUCCUACAUUGUGGUUUUUGAGGCGCCGGUCGUAUCAGAGUAUCUAAUGGACUCCUCUUCCAUUUGGAAUAAACGCUCAGAAGCCCAGAAGCUCAAGUUGUCAGCCUGGGAGAUGAUCGCGUCAUAUUUCAUCAAAUAAUCCUCUUGGUUGGUCACAUCAGAGUUCCCGUAGGAUGCGAGAUAAAUCACUAUUCAUAACUGGCAGACAAAUAAUAGAAAACCACAAAUUUAUUAUGAGAUGGUGUCAAUAGUACGAUUCACCCUGAUCUCCUACGUGUGAGACGUGGGAAAGAAUGUGUUUCAGAAUAAAUGACACAUGGUAUACUCCUUA
Messenger RNA from Felis catus (domestic cat), 1811 nucleotides. RefSeq names its product T-cell surface glycoprotein CD1b. The record is from RefSeq and is a predicted model, not a curated record. Gene Ontology annotation, molecular function: endogenous lipid antigen binding; lipopeptide binding; exogenous lipid antigen binding. The coding region runs from base 529 to 1527 and encodes 332 amino acids. Gene Ontology annotation, biological process: antigen processing and presentation, endogenous lipid antigen via MHC class Ib; antigen processing and presentation, exogenous lipid antigen via MHC class Ib; immune response. The transcript has 6 exons. Gene Ontology annotation, cellular component: external side of plasma membrane. NCBI's taxonomy places the organism in Eukaryota, Metazoa, Chordata, Mammalia, Carnivora, Felidae.